AGCCGUGCUAAUAUCAAUCGAAUCGAGUUUUUCUGUUGUUUCCUUUUUCCGUUUCCAUUGAUCCCUUCCCAGCCAUGCGGUAUAAACAGACCCAUCCAGUAUCCACUAACGCCGACGGCUUAUGAUAUUGGUAAUGCUAAUCUGCCCGUAAGACAUCGUAUCGAGGAAUGGGAGGAGGGGGCAGAGCUUGCAUUAAGGGACUAUAACAAGAAACAUGGAAUAAAUUUGAAGCUCGAAAGGGCUCUGGAAUGCAAUAGGUUUGAAUGCUCUGGUCUUUUAAUGGACUUCACUAAAAAGAAGACAACUUGGGUGCAUAUGAACUUAGUGGCAAGUGUGGGGCCCAAAGAAGAAUUACACGUUUUGUUUGCUGAGUUCUAUUUAUCGGAUGUUGCUGAUGAUGAGUAUGUGCUUGCGACAUUGGCACCGGUGGAUACUUCUUGGGAGUAUUGUGUCAGUAAAAGAGAUGGGCUGUGUUGUCGUUUCUGCCCAGACGAUAUUCGUCAUCCAAUGAAAGGGCGUUUCUGUUUGCUGGAAGAAGACGAGCCUUUGGGCUUCGACUAACUGAAUGGUUGCUUGUCUUACUUUGUUUUAUGACUUAUUACAUGAUUUUAUGGUGUGGGCUUCUGAUCAAAUGAACUAUGAAAUGAAAACUUGGGCUUCGAAUUGUUCGUGCUGGCAUUGCAACUAUUGUGUGGCGUGAUUUUGAUUGAUUAUUGUUUAAUGUUAAUAAUAUGGUAAAUUAUAUUCUUGUAUCAUAGUUGAUGUGAUUAAGGGGUAUCUACCACGACCAUACUGAAAAGUUCGCAUUUUCUUCUUCUUUGCACCAGUGAAUAAUUUUU
This is a messenger RNA of Striga asiatica, 839 nucleotides long. The record is from the annotation of a GenBank genome assembly. Lineage: Eukaryota; Viridiplantae; Streptophyta; Magnoliopsida; Lamiales; Orobanchaceae.